This is a messenger RNA of Danio aesculapii, 2435 nucleotides long. RefSeq names its product sp8 transcription factor a (gene sp8a). The transcript is spliced from 2 exons. The record is from RefSeq and is a predicted model, not a curated record. The coding region runs from base 79 to 1299 and encodes 406 amino acids. Gene Ontology annotation, biological process: regulation of transcription by RNA polymerase II. Gene Ontology annotation, molecular function: RNA polymerase II cis-regulatory region sequence-specific DNA binding; DNA-binding transcription factor activity, RNA polymerase II-specific. Lineage: Eukaryota; Metazoa; Chordata; Actinopteri; Cypriniformes; Danionidae.
AGCAUUUGUGCAGCGGUGGGCGGUAAAAGUCUCCAAAAGAGCCGAGGGACUUAUAAAUGUAAAGACCUUUCGCAGGUGAUGGCAACUUCACUUCUUGGGGAGGAACCGAGGGUAGGAUCCACUCCAUUGGCCAUGUUAGCAGCAACCUGUAACAAAAUCGGGAGCUCGAGUCCCUCCUCGGACAGCGGCUCGUUUGGGAAAGGCGGCUUUCACCCGUGGAAACGCGCGGCGCCCAGCAGCUGCUCUCUCUCUCCGUUCGGCACGCAGAGGAACGACACUUUCAGCGCCAACAGCUCGUUCUCCUUAACGGGCACCACCACCUCCACCAGCCCGUUUGGAAACGAAUAUCCGGUGUUUCAAACUUCAGUCGCCAACAGUUCUCAGGACCCGAGCGCGCAGUCAGUGUUCAUCUCAAAAGUGGACUCUCUCCAGGGGAUUUACCCAAGGAUGAGCGUCGCGCACCCGUAUGAAACGUGGUUUAAAUCCGCGCAUGCUGGCAUCUCCUCCGGGGAUGGAAGCGGAUCCUCCUGGUGGGAUGUUGGCACAGGUUGGAUUGAUGUUCAAAGCGCAAACGGUGCCGCGCUCCAGACGUCUUUGCAUUCGCCCCUGAGCGGCUAUAACUCAGACUAUUCCUCCCUCACUCAUUCCGCGUUCAGUGCCAGCCCGUCUCCACAUCUCCUGAGCAGUGGGCAGCACCUGAUGGACGGGUUCAAACCAGUUCUCUCCGCCACCUACACAGACAGCAGCCCUGGUGCCAACAGCGCGGUUUUAGCAGGGUCUCCUGUGGUGCCGCUGGCCGGGUCUCCGCGUUCCUCCACCAGGCGCUACUCUGGCAGAGCGACCUGCGACUGUCCGAACUGUCAGGAAGCGGAGAGGCUGGGGCCCGCGGGGGCCAGUCUGCGCAGAAAGGGCCUUCACAGCUGCCACAUCCCGGGUUGCGGGAAAGUAUACGGAAAGACCUCUCAUCUCAAGGCGCAUUUGCGCUGGCACACCGGUGAGAGGCCGUUCGUGUGUAACUGGCUCUUCUGUGGGAAGCGCUUCACCAGAUCCGACGAGCUCCAGCGGCAUUUACGCACACACACCGGGGAAAAGAGAUUCUCCUGUCCAGUGUGUAACAAGCGCUUCAUGCGCAGCGAUCAUCUCAGUAAACACGUAAAAACGCACAGCGCCGGGGAACCCGGGUCUAACGGGGUUAAAAAGGGCAGCGAUACCGACAGCGAACAGAGUGUACCGGGCAGCCCAGCCUGCCAGUCCCCGGAAAUGAUCCACAACACAGAACCCGUUCAGAACGGACUCUGAAAAGAACUAAAACGCGUUGCACGAGUGCAUUCUUAAAGAUAAAGGUUCAUAUUAGAAACAAAACAUAAUUUAAAUAUAACUUUAUUCUCAAAUUAAUUGGAAGAUGAUCUGGCGCGUACAAAUCUGAAGAACCGAAUAAUAAACAGCAGCAAACAGUUUAAUCUCCAAAGAGCCGCACAUUCUCUAAAAUAAAGCUUCUAAAAGGGUUUGUUUCGUUUUGAAAACUUCUGAAAUUAAUAGUCCAAAUAAAGAAAACUUUUCCACUACAAAGAACUGUUUCAGAAUGGAAACCUGAGCCACAGGUGCCAAUAAAGAACCUUUAUAUUUAGGAAAGAGCAACUCUUAUUCUUGAUAAGAAGUUAAGAUGUUUAUGUGUGUUCAAGAGGCAUCGACGAGCCUUAAUGUUUAAGAAUGUUCAGUGCGCAUUUAAAGGCCAGUGGAUUUAUGAGAUUAGACGCAAAUGUUCAAAAAAAAAUUAUGAUAAUUGACUGUAAAUCUUCAGAAGGUCUCUCUCAGGUGUUCUUGGAUAUUUAAACUAUUACUUUAUGAAUAAAGUGAUCAAAUAACCUCGUAAUGCAGGUAAAAAUGAAACGAACUGCUGAACUUAUUUUGCGCUGCAUCUCCAGAUUCUCCAUUCACUCCAGAUCUGUUAAGGGCACUUCAUUACUUAAGAUACGAAAUCAAGGAUUUUAUUUCUUAACAGCUGCACAUUUGUUUUUACUCAACCAAACUGUUUUAUUUUGUGCUCCUUGAUUUUGAAACACAAAGUCUCUGCCCGAGUGAAUCUACGGACCAUGUUAAAAUCCGCGCAUCAUCUGGAGGUCAAAAGUGCGCUUUUGUACAUUAGUCUUAAUUUCAUCGUGCAGUUGUUAUCUAUGACAGUGAAUCUCAACUCUUCUCAAUGCAAAGUGAAAUUGUACAUAGGAUUGUCUUAAAACUCUAUUUAUCAUCGAGUUUGAUUUGUGCUUUGAAGUCUAUCAGAGUCGCACUUUGAAUCUAUAUUUAUAAUUUCGGGAUCGGAUCAACUCGAUCGUCUUUUGUUUAUCAUUUGUUUUAUUAUUAUUAUUUAAUUGAGCAUGUGUGUUUGUAUUUACUGACCGUUUACUUUGAGAUAAUAAAGUCACAUUUGACUUGGA